This is a messenger RNA of Cicer arietinum (chickpea), 684 nucleotides long. RefSeq lists its product as uncharacterized. NCBI's taxonomy places the organism in Eukaryota, Viridiplantae, Streptophyta, Magnoliopsida, Fabales, Fabaceae. The record is from RefSeq and is a predicted model, not a curated record.
ACAUUAUCCCAAUUAAGCAGACUGGGUGAACAUAGUGAACCAAAACUAUAUCUUUUUGAAGACAAGCUUUCAACUAGUAAACUUCACCAUGACUUGCCUCCACCACUUCUACUCUUCAUUGCUUCCCAUCCAUGCAACAAUCAAACCACAGCAACAACAGCAUAUAGGGAUGGGUCACACCACCAAACUAUUUUGGGGAGAACCUACAACUUGCAACCACUUUCCUUCAGCAAGUUCAUUAAGUACCAAGGCACUUCCACAUUUCAUUGUUGCUGCUGCUACUUCACCUCCCAAACCCGGUGACCCAUCCACCUUUCUUCCAGUAAGUGCUCUGCUUAUAUCAGUAUACUUCAUAGCAAAUUUCGUCGUGCCAGAUUUUCUUACCAAAUAUUUUGGAUUUGAUAAACUGAAUGAAGACCAGAAGGUUGAUGAUGUUGAAGAUAAAUAGACAAGCACCCUUGACAUGAAGAAAAGUGAUUACUAAAAUGUGCCCAGGAUGCUCGAACAAACUGUGUAGUUGUUUGAAUUUGUCUUUGUAUCUUUAUUUUACAUUAAGAUGAUAAAAGUCAUUUGUGUUGUUUUAAACUUGGUAGCGAUACCAAUUUUCCUGAAACCAAAUUGUCCUUGCCGCUGCUUUGGAGAUGUGAUCUUUGAUGGACAUAGAUAUAAAGGAAAACUUUGUAA